This is a messenger RNA of Gastrolobium bilobum, 2349 nucleotides long. RefSeq lists its product as uncharacterized. NCBI's taxonomy places the organism in Eukaryota, Viridiplantae, Streptophyta, Magnoliopsida, Fabales, Fabaceae. The transcript has 9 exons. The record is from RefSeq and is a predicted model, not a curated record. Bases 177 to 1880 code for a protein of 567 amino acids.
ACCAAUGAGAACGCGCCACGCAACUACACUCUCCCUCCCCCACAUACGGUGAACCCCACCAGAACUCACCCGCGUCUCUCUCUUCUCCUCCUACUUGUUUCUGAUUCAAAGAUCUGCAACUCUCUCUCUCUCUCUCCCUCUCCCUCUCAUUUUCACAUGAUUUUCUCUCUCUAGCCAUGACGGAUCCAACUGAGCCAUGCACGUCUUCUUCAUUGGGGUCCACAGCAAGGGACCCAAGCACCGUGGUUCACCCAAGGCGCGAGCCCUUCGAACACGGUCUCUUGCCCAUUCCACGGCUCAUUUUCUCCGACCCGACGCAAACCCUAAUUCCCUUGAAGCAGAAGCUUCUAGAAUUAUCCUCAAACCAGCGAGUCAACUCGGCUGCAAUCUCCGAGUCCUUGCAGAUCUCCAUUGACCACGCCAGGCUUGUCCUCGAUACCUUGGCCUCGACUCUGCACUCAGACUCCGAACCUCUGGUCACCGCCAAGCUCGACGAAAUCGACUCUGUCGGCGUCGACGUUCAUGAUCUGCUUCUUUUCCUCUACAUUCAAUCCUACAAGAGGCUCCUGCCGCGGACUCACAAGGACUCCGCCGCCGUCUCCGACGUAUGGCCUUCCACUUCCGCCUUCGAUGGCUACUUGUCCGCUCUCUCGCCGCUUCAGCUUGUGCGCAGCAACAGUCGGCGGUUUAUGCCAUCGCAGGCUGACGAAGAGGCGCAUCAGUUGUCUUACCUGCAAAAGCACUUGGCUAACAUUCUGUCUCUUCUAGCAGAGCCUGUGGAGGGGGAAGGCGAAGAAUCUCUGGUUUUAACCAUGGAUAGAUUGGAGCACCUUGGGUUUCUAAUUCAGUUUGGUGAUAAGGGAUCUGAAGGGAAUUCAUUGAGUCAAUCUUCUCCUUUUUUUGCAAACUCGGAUCCUGACAUGCCUGCUGUUCCUGUUCCCGCUGCACAAGUUCAUGAUUGGCUCUUGCAGAAUAUAGCUUCUGCUUUGGAACAUAUUUCUGAACGGACUUCUUCAAAGGAAAACGGCCCAGCUAAUGCCUCUGAUCAGGAUGUUGCUAUGACUGAUGCAACUGUCUCAGUUAAGCUCUCAACAAGUACUAGAGGUGCAAUUUUUAUUGAAGGGAUCUCUAAAUCGUCAUAUAUGAAACAUGCAUCUGACAUUAAAGGUUCCUCUGUUAAGGUUCUAAAUUGCCAUGAGUCUGCCCUCUACAUCUUAGCACCUUUGAGAUAUGCGACUGUCUAUGGAUGUUCAGAUGCAACAAUAGUACUAGGAGCAGUUGGCAAGGCUGUGAGAGUAGAACACUGUGAACGAGUUCAUGUGAUUGUAGCAGCAAAACGUAUUUGUAUUGCUAACUGCCGUGAAUGUGUUUUCUUUUUGGGGGUGAACCAGCAACCUCUUAUUCUUGGUGAUAACCAUAAGCUGCAGGUGGCUCCCUAUAAUACUUUUUACUCCCACUUGGAGGAGCAUAUGAAUGAAGUUGAAAUUCUGCCCACGGUGAAUCGAUGGGAUGAACCUCUAGCAUUGGGCAUGAUUGAUCAUCAUGAUUCAUUAUCUCAUGCAGCAGGUGUCUCUGAUGUUCAAGCUGAGUCUGCUACACGGGUAGACCCUGAUCAGUUCACUAAUUUUGUGAUUCCAAGCUGGCUUGGAGAAGAGUCCGCUGGGUCUACAAAAGACAACCCGUUCACAUUACCAGAUGCUUAUAUGGCAUCUCAGCACAGAAAUCAAAAAAAUUUAGGGGAGAUAAGGCAACUCUUACGAGAAGCACCUUUAGAAGAAAGUCGUAAGCGAGAAUUGUCAUCUGCGCUCCAUGUGUACUUCAAGGAUUGGUUAUAUGCUUCCGGGAACAUUCGUCAGCUUUACUGUCUACAAGGCGAUUGAUCUUUGUCAGACGAUGCAAUGGUGCAGUUAAUGAUGGUACAGGACCAAUGUUUCUGGUUUCCUUUUUGAACCUCCUCUUCAAUUCCUAUUGCCAAUUCUAUUGGCCCCAUAGGUAGCUGAGAUCAGAUGACGUGAAUUAGAAUGCCCACCCAUUUAUGCGGUGACAUCUCCGGUGCACAGAAUGGAAUGAAAAUACAGUUGCUAAUCUGAUUGUAUUAUUUAUUUAUUUUUGUGAAAAUAAUUACUGUAAUAUUUUGUUAGCCUAAAUCAAUGGCCUUCAUGAAAAAUUCCACCUGCCAAGAUCUAGUGUACUGCUAGUCUUGCAACUUCGAGUUUUUCCAUUUAAUUGAACUCUCCGGGAAUUUCUGUUGUGUACUUGGGUUCUCUACGCUCUGUAAAUUCACUGUGUAGCAUUAACAUGUCUGAUUUACAAUGUGCGGGAGAUAGCUUUAGGACAAUAAAUGACUUA